UGGAAGAGGAUGACCCAACACAGACAUCAGCUGGUGAGACGCAGCCUUGAGUGGAACAGCAGAAAACCGGUUGCUGUACAGUGCAUCUGGAAUCAGUGACACCUGAGAACCUGUGUCAAUGAGCAUCUCACAGUCUGCAGAAGCAUCAUCAGCUGUUCUGACAGCCGCCAUGCUGGCCGUGACCCUGGCCGAUGGAGGUCACGGUUACCAUGGUUACCAGACCGAGCACGUCGGCUACCAGAAGGUGCGCACCGUGGUCAAACACCACCCGUACCCGGUGGUGAAGCGCGUGCCCUACGAGGUCGUCAAGCCGGUGCCCGUCUACCGUCCCGUCUACAACACCGUCUACAAAAAGGUGCCCCAGCCGUACCAGGUCGUCAAGCACGUGCCCGUCGUCAAGCACGUGCCAGUGGUGAAGCACGUGCCGGUGGUGAAGCACGUGGAGGUGGUGAAGCACUACCCGGUGGUGAAGCACCACUACCGCGAGGAGAAGGUGCCCGUCAAGGUGCCCGUCUACGUCGAGAAGCCCAAGUACGGCCACGGCCAUCACUAGGAAAUAAAAGUGAAUAUUUGGAGAAUGUAGAUCAUUGCGAGUGUCAUCAUAUUUGUACGUUUUUGUGUGCUUACAUGGACGAUGAAAAUAAACUGUUUU
Molecule: messenger RNA, 652 nt
Organism: Amphibalanus amphitrite
Lineage: Eukaryota; Metazoa; Arthropoda; Thecostraca; Balanomorpha; Balanidae
Exons: 2
Coding region: 119-553 (144 amino acids)
Source: RefSeq, a predicted model, not a curated record